AUGCAGCAAGCCCUGGAGAAGUCCCGAAACUUCCGGAUCGACGCCCUGUUAGCCGAGGCGCCUCCCCGCCCUGCGGCCAGCGCCUCCCCGGAGAGCUCGGCGGGCAGCCCGGGCUCCUGCGCGCGGACCGAGACGCCCUCGCCCGGCGCGCCCUCCGCCUUGGCCCCGCUGCCGCCCUCCGCUGCCUUCAUCCCCAAGCCGGGCUUCUUGAACUUGGCCCAGGCGGGGCUGAGCGCCUUGCCCGGCAUGUACCCGCCGCCGCCGCCGCCCCCUCUCUACCCCAUCCCGGCUCUGGCCGGCCAGCACCCCGCCUUCGCUUACGCCGCCGCCUUCCCCCCCUUGGCUCAGCCCAGCCCCGGGCAGCUGAAGGUGGCCGCCGUCGCCGGAGCUCUCCCGCUGGAGCACUGGAUUCGAACUGGGAUCAUGGCCCCGCGCUUCCCCGACUUCCACGCUGUCCCACAGUCUGGUCUCAUGGGGAAAUGCCGUCGGCCACGAACAGCUUUUACCAGCCAGCAGCUUCUUGAGCUGGAGAACCAGUUCAAGAUCAACAAGUACUUAUCACGGCCCAAACGUUUUGAGGUGGCUACUUCAUUGAUGCUAACUGAGACUCAGGUGAAGAUCUGGUUUCAGAACCGUCGGAUGAAAUGGAAGCGGAGUCGGAAAGCCAAGGAGCAGGUAGCACAAGCGGAGACUGAGAAACAGAAGGGAACAAGCAAGGCUUCAGGAAAACUGCUACCCAGAGAAACCCAAGGGCAGGAGGAGGAAGAGGAGAGUGGUGGUGAUGAACUUAGCAGGCACAGUGCCAGUGUGGAAUUUUUGCAUCAUAAUACUGAGAACUUCAGCUACAGUCCAGAUUCCUCAUGCUCAGAGGAGGAUGAGGAUGUGCAGAGCUCCACCCACAGGGAAAUGAACCUGCUAUUAUGAGCAGAUCCUAACCUCAAGGGCAGUGUGCACAUUCUGGAAGCAGAAUGAAGAACCAACUGUAGCCAAGCAAAAGUGGGUUUGUGCUCUCCUUCUGCCAGUGGACUAAAAGGACUAUGCCUGGGCUUGUGUCCUGGUGAGAGACUGUCAAUUAAUUUAUGUGUGUUCGAGUAUAUUUAUCUUGUCAUUGUUCUGUUAGGGGGUAUGCUCCCCAUCUUGGUAUUCUACCCACCUUGGUAUAAAGACGUUAACCUCAACAUAUUAGCAGACUAUGAUUUGCUUUUCUGAGAAUGGUUCCCAAACUCCCUACAACCAAUUGAUUGCCAAAAUUGUCCUGAAAUAAUACUAGGAG
Molecule: messenger RNA, 1273 nt
Organism: Heteronotia binoei (common prickly gecko)
Lineage: Eukaryota; Metazoa; Chordata; Lepidosauria; Squamata; Gekkonidae
Product: motor neuron and pancreas homeobox protein 1-like
Exons: 3
Coding region: 1-924 (307 amino acids)
Biological process (GO): regulation of DNA-templated transcription; spinal cord motor neuron cell fate specification; central nervous system development
Cellular component (GO): nucleus
Molecular function (GO): sequence-specific double-stranded DNA binding; DNA-binding transcription factor activity, RNA polymerase II-specific
Source: RefSeq, a predicted model, not a curated record